Molecule: messenger RNA, 1815 nt
Organism: Ramularia collo-cygni
Lineage: Eukaryota; Fungi; Ascomycota; Dothideomycetes; Mycosphaerellales; Mycosphaerellaceae
Product: related to MFS transporter
Exons: 1
Coding region: 1-1815 (604 amino acids)
Biological process (GO): transmembrane transport
Molecular function (GO): transmembrane transporter activity
Source: RefSeq, a predicted model, not a curated record
AUGGCUCCCCGCAUCUUUCCAAGGUUGACCGCCAGCCCGCUGCAGGCCACGACGUACUUGCUAGGUGUUGCUCUAUUCAGCAUCUCCUUUUUGGUCUUCCUCAACAGCAGCAUCUCAUUCGUGGUGACGGAGGUGAUUGGGCGCAAGGAAAGAGUUGGAGAUGCAGUCGGGACAUUGGGCUUCGCUGACGAGCUGGUGGCAUUGGUGGCAUGUCCGCUCUGGGGCCUACUGAGUGAUCGUGUCGGGGUGAGAUUGGUCGCAGUGGCGGGGUAUUUGAUAGUGGCAUUGAGUCUGGUAUGCCUGGUGCAGAGCUCCAAUGUCUAUCCCGAGCUGUUGCUGGGAAGGAUGCUCUUCAGUGUGGGCGCGGCGGCGUGCACCACGAUGGUCACUGCGGUUCUGCCUUCAAUGCUCGCAGACAGAAGUGCCAAGUCGAAAGCGGACGAGGAAUAUCGACCUGCCAGUGCAGACGUCGCCAGACUUCGAGACGAAAGGAACGGCACUCUCAGUCAUGCGCCUUCGCCAAGUGUAAACAGCGAGCUGACUAUCACUCCUAACCGAUACGCGUCGGACUCGCAGCGAGGUCGCAAUACGUCUGAGGAAAUGGACGGCGAGCGGGAAGAAGUAGACUCUGCGGUGGGCACCUCGCAGCUGGCCGGCCUCGUAGGCUUGUUCACUGGCUCUGGAGCUCUGCUGGCACUUGCGCUGUUUCUUCCACUCCCCGCUUGGCUUCAGAAUGACGGUCUAGGGCGGGUGCAGAGCGUUCAGGUCAGCUUCUAUCUAGUCGCUGCUGCUGCUGCUUGCGUCGCCAUAUUUGUUUUCAUCGGACUGAGGAAUCUUCCCGGGGAGCAGGGGAAGAGCCUUUCUGCCAUCUUGCGGAUUCCUUACGAUGAAACAACGACACUUGGUCAAGAUGGCCAUCCGCAUACUACCCUAACCCCUGCGCYAUCAUACAUCAUCUUGGCCAAGGAGGCCUUGACGCUGGGUUUCACUGAUCCGGCCAUUGGGCUGGGCUACCUCGGCGGAUUCGUUGCCCGUGCAUCAAGCGUAUGCAUCAGCCUGUUCAUCCCUCUGUUUGUAAAUGCCUACUUUGUCCGGAAUGGGUUGUGCACUUCAAACCCGGACAAUCUCACCGACAUCAAGGACAACUGCGAGCGUGCAUACAAGCUUGCUGCUGCGCUUACCGGAAUCGGUGAGCUGGCGGCGCUCCUUUGUGCUCCAAUCUUCGGCUGGCUAGGCGGACGUGCAGCCAAAGGAAAGUCAGAGUGGCCUUUGCUUGUCGCGACAGUCUUCGGCAUAGUUGGGUACACUAGCUUCGGCUUCCUCAAGAACCCUGACGCCUUCCACGGUGACGGCGGCCAGUGGGCUUUGAUAUCAGUGAUCUUCAUUGGCWCCAGUCAAAUUGGCAGCAUUGUUUGCUCGCUCGGUCUGCUUGGCCGUGCUGUGAACCAAGACCCUCAACUUUCUCAGCCUGCGAAGGAACACAGAACUGAGACGCUGAGGCAAGACGAUGUGGGUCCGAUAACCGGCGAAGAGACAGCUGCACUGCUUCCGGGCACCCAGCCGGUCUCCUCCUCAGGAAAGGUGGACAGAUCACGUCUGAAGGGCAGCAUUGCGGGCAUGUAUAGUCUUGCGGGAGGUGUGGGGAUCCUGCUGCUCACUAAAGUUGGUGGCAAGCUUUUUGAUCGAUCUGCUGGCGCGCCAUUCUUCAUGAUGGCAGGCUUCAACGGCUUGUUACUCGUCGCUAUUGUGCUUGUUAGGGGUGGGGCCGCGCUGUGGAGACAGCACAGUGUCAAAAGUCCGGCGAGAGGCGCAUAA